This is a messenger RNA of Schistosoma curassoni, 285 nucleotides long. The record is from the annotation of a GenBank genome assembly. Lineage: Eukaryota; Metazoa; Platyhelminthes; Trematoda; Strigeidida; Schistosomatidae.
AUGGAUUCUGAAAAUCGUGUUAUUCUAAAUGUUGGCGGUAUUCGUCAUGAAACUUAUAAAGCUACAUUGAAAAAGAUACCAGCAACACGUUUAUCUAAAUUAACUGAAGCAUUAGCUAAUUAUGAUCCUGUAUUAAAUGAAUAUUUUUAUGAUCGUCAUCCAGGUGUAUUUUCACAAAUAUUAAAUUAUUAUCGUACUGGUAAACUUCAUUAUCCUGUUGAUGUAUGUGGACCAUUAUUUGAAGAAGAAUUAGAAUUUUGGGGUUUAGAUGCUAAUCAGGUAUGA